Molecule: messenger RNA, 2775 nt
Organism: Syngnathus typhle (broad-nosed pipefish)
Lineage: Eukaryota; Metazoa; Chordata; Actinopteri; Syngnathiformes; Syngnathidae
Product: E3 ubiquitin-protein ligase RNF19B
Exons: 13
Coding region: 653-2428 (591 amino acids)
Biological process (GO): positive regulation of proteasomal ubiquitin-dependent protein catabolic process; ubiquitin-dependent protein catabolic process; protein polyubiquitination
Cellular component (GO): cytoplasm; ubiquitin ligase complex
Molecular function (GO): ubiquitin protein ligase activity; ubiquitin conjugating enzyme binding; zinc ion binding
Source: RefSeq, a predicted model, not a curated record
GCCAAAUUGAAGGUCGUGUUCCAGAAGGAAGUCUGUGUCGAAGGCGAGGUUUCCUGCACUUGCGGCGGCUACAACAGCUUUUGAAUCCACUGUCGUGGGAAGCCCAAAAAAAAAAAAGAAGAAUUAAGGUGCCACUGUCAGCCUCUCCUUUGCUGCCAACGUCCUCCUGCAGACUUCCACAACCAUCGGCUCAUUGCACAUCUGAGAAUCCUCGCUUUCCUGCGUCAUCCCAUUGGUCCGAGUCAGCGCAGUGUGCCACCCCUCCGGCCCCGUCGUCAGCAAGUGCACGCCGGGCCAAGGCUCUCCAUCGCCUCGCCCCGCCGCGCCGCGCCUCGCCACCGCCCGGUUGCCGACCCCCUCUCUUACGUCGCUACACCUGCCGGCGUCACGGGGGGUCCAGCCGGUGAGAGAGAGCACGAGGACACCGCCUGCUUGCAUGCCGUGUGGGGAUUUUCUACAGGGGAGGAGCCAUUUGUGUAAUGCGACGCGCACAGCGAGGGGGCUGGCCGCAGAUCUGAAAAGUACUCCAGUACAAUCAGGAGGAAGAAGAAUCUCUGUGAAGCCGUAUUAGCCAUGUUCCCCUCGUGACGGGGGUCACCUCUCGGUCAUCGCCGUCGCUCCCUCUCUUUGUUCGCCGCUCCAGCCGCCCACCAUGAAGAGGCCCAAGCAGCAGACGGGGGGCCCGCUCAGCUUCCUCAACUUCUUCAGCCGGAAGCCCAAAUCGGAAGGGCGGCCCGAAAAGCCCGCCGAGGCUCGGCCGAAAGAGGAGGUGGCCAUCGCGCUCACCCCCAGCCAACAUGGGCCGCAACGGGAAGAGACUGCCGAAGAGUCUGGUCAAGGGAGACUUUGCGGAGCGGAAAGCGCCGACAGCGCCGCCGCGCCCGCGGAGGAUGCCGUUGAGUCGACGCCGUCCGGCCCGCCGGCCGCCACGGGCUCCACUGACGUCCUGUCGCUGUCCUGGUCCGGCCAGGACCCGCCGGUGGCGGACGAGCACCUAGAGGAGUGCCCGCUGUGCCUGCUUAGCCAGCCGGCGCAGUGCUUCCCCAGACUGCUCAGCUGCCCCCACCGCACCUGCGGCGACUGCCUGCGGCGAUACCUGCGCAUGGAAAUCUCCGAGAGCCGGGUGGCCAUUGCGUGCCCGCAGUGUCCCGAGGCCCUGACGCCGCUGGAUGUGCGCACCAUCCUGGAUGACCCGGUGGUGCUGGAGAGGUUCGAGGAGUACCACCUGCGGCGCUUCCUGGCCGCCGACCCGGACACGCGCUGGUGUCCCGCACCGGACUGCAGCUACGCGGUGAUCGCGUACGGCUGCGCUGAGUGUCCCAAGCUGCGGUGCGGGCGCGACGGCUGCGAUACCGACUUCUGCUACCACUGUCGCCAGCUGUGGCACCCCAACCAGACCUGUGACCAGGCGCGGCGCCAGCGUGCGCGCCACGCUUUGGACGGCGCCACGGCCGCCACGGCCGCUGCGCUCUACGUCUUCAAUGAAGAACCCGGAGGAGAUGCGGAGGAGAUCAAGCCGUGUCCCCGCUGCGGCGCUUACAUCAUGAAGACCAACGACGGCAGCUGCAACCGCAUGAACUGUACCGUGUGCGCUUGCCAGUUCUGCUGGCUGUGCAUGCAGGAGAUCACCGACGUCCACUACCUCAGUCCCUCAGGAUGUACCUUCUGGGGCAAGAAGCCCUGGUCUCAGACCCGCAAAGUUCUGUGGCAGGUGGGCAUGUUGCUGGGCGCCCCCGUGAUCAUCUCGCUCAUCGCCGGCCUUGCCAUUCCCGUCAUCAUCGUGGGCAUACCCAUCUACAUGGGCCGAAAGGUCCACGGUCGUUGCAAGAAAAACAAUAUCUCAGGAAGUAAGCACUACUUGACGGUGGCGAGCGGCGUGAUGAUGUCGGUGUUUGUCUCGCCCGUCAUCGCGGCUGUCACAGUGGGCGUGGGCGUCCCGCUCAUGUUGACGUACGUGUACGGGGUGGUGCCCAUGUCGCUGUGCAGGAACGGUUGGUGUCGACAGCCCGCCGACGCUCCCGACGCGCUGGAGGACCUCGCCAGCUAUCUUCUGUUCUCUCACAUGGUGAGCGAGCACUGGCGGGCUCAAAGCAGCCCCACGCUGGCCGACACCAGCGUGCGGGAGGUCAGCGCGCAGGAAGCGCUUGCCCCCCACCCGCUCCCCAGUGCGGCGGCGGCGGCGGCGGCGGCGGCGGCGGCGGCGGCGGAGGAGUCCCCCCGAGAGGACGGACAGUCAGAGUGCAACGGUGGUUCCAGGGACGGAGCCAACAUCGAAGUGCGCGUGGAGAUCGAGAGGCAGCCCCGAGGCGCUCGCCAGUCCAGCCUCAGCAGCAUCCUGUCCAGCCGCAGUUUGUCCAGCGAGUCCCUGGGACGCUUGGCGAGGGGAGACGGUAACGCUUUCCCCGUCUUUGAAUCGGAAGACGUAUGACUCGCCCUUAAAACGGGGGCGCUGAUGGACCCUUACGGCCAACUUCUGCUUCCCUCCCACCAGAUGCCUUUAAGUGGAAGCGACACGCUAACGAAUAAUAUGUAGGUGUGUGUGACAAGGGUGGGCAAAAUUUGGCCCGCCGUGUUCUUGAAAUGACUCGUAGCAUCCCGAAAAUCCAAGGUGGCGGGCGGUUGGAUGCAAACGUUUGCCCGCCCCUGUUUGAAGCAAUUUGGAGAGCGUCCAUUUUGUGAUGAAAGCUCACAGUAACAUUUUAGCAUGUCAGCCUUCCUCGUUGGGCUACUUCACCCGUUUAGCACCCCUUUAACAAUAAAACGGGCCCCUUGCAA